Molecule: messenger RNA, 6094 nt
Organism: Achroia grisella
Lineage: Eukaryota; Metazoa; Arthropoda; Insecta; Lepidoptera; Pyralidae
Gene: plx
Product: TBC1 domain family member 4
Exons: 25
Coding region: 378-4952 (1524 amino acids)
Source: RefSeq, a predicted model, not a curated record
UGAUACACGUAAAACAUGUAACUUUACAGACUUUACUAGAUUUUAUGUUCAAAGUCGGUGACUUCGCUCUGUACAAUGAAAAAGAAAGAGAUGCGUUACUUAAGGAUACGUAUUAUUGACACAAGUCAUCUGUAUUCCAAACCUAUGUUUUUACCGCGAGUGCCUUUUCUUCAGUGAUAUGCAUUGAUAUUUCUCCUAUAAUUUUUAUAAAACUUACUAGUUUCUUCAUUACUCAAAAGUGAAUAAGUAUCUAGUUGCCUUUAAUGCUAAUUUUCAUUCAAACUCAGUGCUAUCUAUGAGUUGAUACUCUAUUGUUGGUUGUAUUGAUUUAUGCCAUUGCAAGUUUUCGAGUAUAAAAUACCUAAUAGAUACUUAAAAUGAAGACCCGGCUGACAUCUGUGACAUACUUGGGCUAUACGGCAAUGGACAGGCGCUUCUCCAACGCCAUGCUUCCAUGGUUACUACGGGAAAUUCGAACUACUGGCAUUGGAGAUAAGUUAAGCAUAGCAAUAGAAGAUGGGUGCUUGAAAGCGUACAAUGGCAAUUUCGAGCCCGUUAUAGUUCAUAGAUUAGUAGAUAUUUUAAGAGCGAGCCAAGUACCUGGUCGGCCGGAGGAGCUGUUCUACAUACUGCUGAACGAGAAGGAAGGACUCCUCAACUGCUAUUUAUAUAAGGCGGCCACUGUACACGAGGUGACCGAUCUUUUCGGACAGAUGCGAGAGCCGUCGCCUGGGGGUUCAAACCCCAAGGGCUCCGCGGGGGCGUUACCUAAUGGCUCAGUUACCAAGAACAUAGGCUUCCAACAGCAGCACACAUCGGAGCUACCAUGGAGCAGCCCCGCCAUCUCCUUACCCGGCAAUUGUAAUAAUAAUUUGACGAGUGAACCUCCUCAGUCAGGGCUGGUCCGUAGUGUUAGCAAUGCAUCUACAUUAACUUCAUUAUGUGCUGAUCUGUCACCCUCUGACUCUCAUUUUUUUGAGGUUUUGUACAUAGGUAAAGUUAGGAUAUCCCAAAGAAAAGUUCCCGACUCACUAAUAGAUGACGCGUUAAACAAAUUCGCAUUGCAUGAAGCUGAAAAAAUUAAGAAUCAAAGGCGACAUAGCUUAUACCCGUCUUCCACAGAGACUUGUAACUAUAAUAAUGCUUCAACGGAAAACCUGGCUGAUAACGAGAAAGAAAAAUGUAAUUUAAGUACAACGCCUUUGGCACCUGAUAAAAUAAUUAAAUGGGACAGCAUAGACACUGUAGAUAAGCAGUCAACAGUCGAAAAUAAUGAAAUCGACAAAGAAUUUGACAUGUUCACUAAAGAAAGGGUAGAGAUUAAUUCACAAAUGCGAAAAAGUCAAACAUUGGAAUCUAUGUCUUCAAAUAUACAUAAAAAUAACCUAGGAACAGUUACAGAGGAUGAAGAAAAACAUGACAUACAAUCUAUAAUUACUGAAACAGCUUCGUCUAUAACAAAAUUUUGUGAAAACACUAUUAAGGAUGCAAACAAAAUUGACGUUAAUAGUAUAGUCAAAGACCCAUCCCCGGGAAAUAAUAAACAAAGUACAGAAAUAGAAACAAAGGAAGAAAAUAUACAACAAUCUAAAGAUAAAUUAAGUCAACAAGACAGAAAUGAAAGUAAAGAGAUUAUAUCAGAAAAUGAACAGAGUUUAAAAUCAAGUAUAGAAAAAUUUAACACGUUAUCUAGUACGAAAUUAUUUAAUAAAGAAAUUAAAAGAUGUAUGGUAGAGAAUAAACCGUUUUUGAGAGACAGAUCAGCGUCGAUCGGAACUUUGAAUCUAAAGACGCCCAUAGCUCACUUGAUUGGAGAACAAAAUAGAACUAUGUUAUUUCAAGUGGGUCGUUCAGAACUGCGUCUUAUCAGUCCAGACAGAAAGCAGAUACUUCUUCACAGAGCAUUUAAGGAUGUUGCAAGUUGUGUGCUUGGUCGUAUUAAUAGGGAUCACUUCGGUUUUGUGUGCAGAGAGAAUAAUGACAGUUAUGCGUGUUACGUGUUCAAAUGUGAGAGCGAUUCUGUCGCUACAGAAGUUGUUAAUGCUAUAAAGCAAGCAUUUUUUGCCCACGCGGAAUUACUCAAGAAAUCCAGAGAGAAAUCACCUAAUAUGACAUGCGAGCAUUGCCCUAUGCUGUGGUACCAUAGAUUAUGUCAUGAUAUAGAAGGUAUGAAUGAAAAGAAAACGCACGCUUUUAUCCUGAGACGCAUAGAACAACUGUCUGAGGAUGAACAGGAUCUUAUUAUCACCAAAUAUCAAGGCGGCACCAACCAUAUGUAUGAGGUUAGUGAACACAAUGCAUUUCUGAUGAUGUUACUUCGAGCACACUGUGAAGCUAAGCAGUCCAGACAUAUUCACGACACCGCUGAAAACAGAUCGGAAUUCCUCAAUCAGUAUUUAGGCGGUAGCACAAUCUUUAUGAAAGCGAAACGUUCAUUGUCCAGCAGUUUCGAUCAUUUAUUGAAGAGGAAAGCAAGUAAAGAUGAAGCUAGUUUGGCAAUACCACAGGUUGCUAAAAAGGAAGCUUCUCCUCUGUCUCAUGCUGUUGUGGACACGCCUUCAGAACCGUCAACACCUGAAAUACACCUUCCAGAAGGUUCUAGAAGUAAAUCCCAAUCACCAAGUGUACGGACACAGAACAGUGAUUCACCACCCUCUCCAAGACAAGUCAAUGCGUCUGGACUUGAAGAAGAAGGUGAAGAGAAGGAGGAACCUGGCACUCCUGUCAACUCACCCAUGAUGGAUAUUUUCAUGAAAGUAAGUGAUUCGCGGCCCGUUACCGCUGAAGUCGGAAGCGAUACAGACGCCACCUGGCGGCAGGCUAUAUACGAGAAAGUUGUGCAACCGCCAGAAUUACAAAAAGAAGGAGAAAUAUCAUCACAGAAGCUCCUGGGUAUACCAACAGCACCCCAAGGCAAGAGGACUAAAGAUCAGCUACGGCAGCUUUGGAAGUUGGCCAUAGACCAGACUAUAUUGCUGGUCAGGAUGGAGAAGGAAAAUGCCAGACUAAAGGAAAGCGAAGAGUCUUCAGCAGUUCGUCGUAUAAAACUAGAAUACACAGAGCUGGGUGUGUGUGAUGCUGGGGUCCUGCUGAUAUGGGACUCCCUGCUGUCCACAAAAGACUCCUCCAGACAAAUGGCCAAAGUCGACCGGCACAUGCUGACACAGGCAGUUAUACAGGGCGUGCCGCGUACGUCCCGCGGCGGCGUGUGGUACUUCCUGGCGGAGCAGGCGACUCUGAGUGCGCCGCCGUUGCCCGCACACUACCACGCACCGUACCGGACUCUACUCGCAGGACUCACCAAGCACCAGCACGCGAUACUCAUCGACUUGGGUCGGACGUUCCCAAAGCACUCUUACUUCGCGUCGGCCCUGGGUCCGGGACAGCUGGCGUUGUACAACAUACUGAAGGCGUACUCCCUGCUGGAUCCAGAAGUCGGGUACUGCCAAGGACUUAGUUUCGUGGCUGGAGUUCUGCUGUUGCAUACAGAAGAAGCUGAGGCUUUCGGAUUACUUCGACACCUGAUGUUCAGACGAGGGUUGCGCAGGCAGUACUUACCAGACAUGAGCGCCUUACAAGUACAGUUGUACCAACUCUCUCGUCUACUUCGCGAUCAUGAGCCGGAAUUACACGCGAAAUUGGAAUCACUGGAUAUAUCACCAGCUCUGUAUGCUGCACCUUGGAUGUUAACACUCUUCACUAGUCAAUUUCCCCUGGGUUUCGUCGUCAGAGUAUUUGAUCUGAUCUUCCUAGAAUCAUUCGAUGUGGUAUUCUCUGUCUCUCUCGCUCUCCUCUCCGCACAUAGAGAUGGUCUGAUGCUGUGCGAAAGUUGCGAAGAAGCAGCCGAAUAUCUUAAACACAAAAUGCCAGAUAUAGAUAAAGGGGUUUAUGAAAAAAUAAUGAGAAAGGUUCACUCGUUAGACAUCGGCAGACAGUUAAACGAUUAUGCUGUAGAAUACGCAGUAUUGAGAGAAGAGAUGCCGCGACUGGCGACGCUCACCGAGGAGAAUAAGCAUCUACUGGCAGAUAACAGUAGGAUGUCUGAGGAACUUGAUUCUGCAAUGGACGCCAUCAUGAAUUACCAGAAAGUUCAUGCAAAACUUGAAACUCAAAAUAAAAAUAUGGAGCAACAACUCACAUUACUCAGCCGAUAUAUGUCCGCAUAUCAUAGACAAGAAAUGCCCCCAGAAAUAAAGAAGAUCGUUCAAACGCACAGCAAAAAGAUAUCCUUCAGCUCAAAAAUUACCUCAUUCUCAUCAAAAUUCACGUCAAAUGACGAAGAAGAAGAGAGGAGGAUCUUCAAAACAGGAGUAAGCACUCCUAAUUUGUUCUCCAAAAUAACAAGAGAGGAUGUUGUGAAUGCAGCGAAUAUUGAAAAGAAACCUCAAGAGACCGAAAGGAAAUUCAUCAUGAAGAAAUCACAAUCUGUCCACUCAGGAUUGAUAAGUAACAAUUUGAAGAACUAUCCCUUGAAAGUAUUAGAUGAGAAGUUUGAAUUAAGUCCGAAGAAAUCGGACUCUUUUAGGACGGAAUUGACAAGCGAAAGUCUGCAGGACGCGGGUCGAAAGAAUUCUGGUUUCUUUGCGAAUACCCACGAGCAAAUUCGACAAGAGCGAAUGUUCGAGCAGCAAUUGAAACAUGACUUUGACGAGAAUUUGAAGAAAUUUGAUGAAAGAAGUACUUGCAAAUCGUACAUGGAUGAUUUGAAUAUGUUCCAAAGUAGAAAAACAAUGUCCUUGAAUUUAAACACUGUGUCGAAAGCGCAAGACAUAAAAUUGAACGAUAGCGGCUUUGUGACACCUUUAAGUCCGAAUGAAAGUGAACGAAGGGAUGAAUGUGUAUCAAAUGUGUCUCAUCCACUGAGCGAUUGCGAUGUGGAUAUAAAAUUUGAUGGACAAUCAACUAAACUAAAACAAAUAAGGCCUAUAAAGCAACCAAGUAGUAUUAAAUAAGUGAUUCGUUAUUGUUGAUGAUGGAAUGGUGAUCUCGCCUACACUAAUGGCAUAAAUACGCUAGUGUAUCAAUGAAAGAGGAAGGAUGAGCAUGAAAUUAGAUUAGCUAAUGGUGGUGUAUUCAUUAGGAAUUAACUAAGAUAGUUGAAUCGUGUGUCGACAGGGUACUUGCCCUUAUAUAUUACAAUGAUUUGGUAAUCUGAAAUGUUUAGUGUAAUCAAUUCGUACAAAUUGAUAUUACAUUUAAUUGUAAUAAUGAUGAAAUAUCUUUAAUUACUACUUGUAAUAGAAUUCAAAAUUCAGCGAUGGUUUUCUUUAUAAAAUCGUGUGUAAACUCUCCGCUAAAGUUAUAUAAAGAUUACUUAUUAGUUCAUUCAAAAUAGUUUCUAUAUCUUGACCCAUCGCUGGAUUAUGAAUUUAAAGAACAAAGUGUUUAGGUAAUAAAUUGUUUGAUUGUGUUCUAAAAAGCUGGUUGGCUUUAAAGCGUCUACACACGACCAUGUAAUCGGUGUCGAUAUUGAAGAUGUGAUGUGAAGCGCCCUAAAAUCAUGUUCUAGGAUUUUCGGAGGAGAAUCGUGAUCAUACAUAGCAAACAUGCUGACGGCCAACCUAAGAAUAAAUCGCAACCGUCCUCUAUAUACAUGAACUAUAUAAGGCGCUAUGUUAAUAUAAAUAAAAACAAGAGAGAAAUUUCAAAACUUUAUACAAAGGUGUCUACGUCAGACGGGAGUUGCCCUUCAGCCGCUUCAUCCGCGGAUUUGGAGUGCCAUCUGUACUUGCCCCCUAUCGUCCGGUGAAGCUGUAAAUGCCAGCUGCGGCCAAAAGCAUUAGAGUAUUAAAAAAAAAGUCUUAACCGAGACGAUCGUCUAACGUCAGGGAGAGAAAUAAAAAAUAAGGAGUUUUUUUGAUUAGUCUCUUUGACGAUUGAGUACAUAAUAAGCGAUUUUUAGGGUAAUGUGUAGACGUUUUUAUUCGCAUACCGCAUUGCCUAUAGUAUUAAUCUAAUAAUUAUACAGUAGUGGAAGUACAAAUAUAUCGAAAGCACGCUUAUAUAUAAAACUUAUGUACGGUACAAACACACGCUUUUCAGAAUUAUAUAAUAAUAAUAAGGUUCCUGAUAUUCUAAAUAUAGCCAGCUACAU